AUGUACCGCUAUUUAUGCGCCCAAGUAGAGAAAUACAAAGGACAAGUUAGCAGUAGUUUAGAAGGAAAGAUGAAAGAAAAGAAGGUGGAAGAGAUAAGGGUAUUUAGAAAGGAGGUAAAACCAGCUAAAGAUGAAAUAGUAGCAAGUGGAAAAGUGGAAGAAGGAAAAUGUACUACAAAGAGUACGUUGGCUGACAGUGAUGAGGAUUACUCUAUCAUAACAUUGUGCACAAAAUGUUUAUCAAAGAAAACAGAAGAGAAUAAGAAUAAAACAAUAUUGGACAGUAAAGCUUUUAAGGAUAACCGACUUAAAGGUCGUUGCAGUGUAAGUAACACAUCUGAUCCAUUAUCUCAUCAUUUAAAUUUAUCCCCCUAUUUUGAUAGAUCCCAAAUAGUUCAAGAAAUAAUUCUUAUGAACAAUAACGAAUUAUCAGAUGUAUAUGAACUAGACAGGUAUAAAUUAGGUAAAGGAUCAUAUGGUAAUGUAGUAAAAGCUGUUAGUAAGAAAACAGGACAACAAAGAGCUAUUAAAAUAAUUGAAAAAAAAAAAAUACAUAAUAUAGAAAGAUUAAAAAGGGAAAUAUUAAUAAUGAAACAAAUGGAUCAUCCAAAUAUUAUAAAGUUGUAUGAAGUAUAUGAAGAUAAUGAAAAAUUGUAUUUAGUAUUAGAAUUAUGUACAGGUGGAGAGCUAUUUGAUAAAAUUGUAAAAUAUGGAAAUUUCUCAGAAUAUGAAGCAUAUAAAAUAAUGAAGCAAAUAUUUUCUGCUUUAUAUUAUUGCCAUGGAAAAAAUAUAAUGCAUAGAGAUUUAAAACCAGAAAAUAUUUUAUAUGUAGAUAGCUCUGAAGAUUCCCCUAUACAAAUAAUUGAUUGGGGAUUUGCUAGUAAAUGCAUGAACAAUCAUAACUUAAAAUCUGUAGUUGGAACUCCUUAUUAUAUUGCUCCAGAAAUACUAAAAGGAAAAUAUGAUAAAAGAUGCGAUAUAUGGAGUAGUGGAGUUAUUAUGUAUAUCUUAUUAUGUGGAUACCCGCCAUUUAAUGGUAAAAAUAAUGAUGAAAUAUUAAAGAAAGUAAAAAAAGGGGAAUUUGUAUUUGAUGCUAAUUAUUGGUCUAGAGUUAGUGAUGAUGCUAAAGAUUUAAUAUGUGAAUGUUUAAAUUACAAUUAUAAAGACAGAAUAGAUGUUGAAGGUGUUGUAAAUCAUAAGUGGUUUAAAAAAUUUAAAACAAAUAAUAUUUCUAUUAAUAAAAAUUUAAAUAGAACAUUAAUAGAAAAAUUUAAAGAAUUCCAUAAAUUGUGUAAAAUUAAAAAAUUAGCUGUCACAUGUAUUGCUUAUCAAUUAAAUGAAAAAGAUAUAGGAAAAUUGAAAAAAACUUUUGAAGCUUUUGAUUAUAAUGGAGAUGGUGUAUUAACAAUAUCAGAAAUUUUCCAAUGUCUAAAAGUUAAUGAUACUGAAUUAGAUAGAGAAUUAUAUUUCUUACUAAAACAACUAGACACGGAUGGUAAUGGUUUAAUUGAUUAUACAGAAUUUUUAGCUGCUUGUAUUGAUCACAGCUUAUUUCAACAAGAUGUGAUUUGUAGAAAUGCUUUUAACGUUUUUGAUCUUGAUGGAGAUGGAGUUAUUACAAAAGAGGAGUUAUACAAAAUUUUAUCCUUUAGCGCUGUUCAAGUUUCAUUUAGUAAGGAAAUUAUUGAAAAUUUGAUAAAAGAGGUCGAUUCCAAUAAUGAUGGGUACAUUGACUACGAGGAAUUUUACAAAAUGAUGACAGGUGCUAAGGAGUAA
Messenger RNA from Plasmodium malariae, 1776 nucleotides. RefSeq names its product calcium-dependent protein kinase 5, putative (gene CDPK5). The record is from RefSeq and is a predicted model, not a curated record. The transcript has a single exon. Gene Ontology annotation, biological process: peptidyl-serine phosphorylation; intracellular signal transduction; protein autophosphorylation. Gene Ontology annotation, cellular component: nucleus; cytoplasm. The coding region runs from base 1 to 1776 and encodes 591 amino acids. Gene Ontology annotation, molecular function: calmodulin binding; calcium ion binding; calcium-dependent protein serine/threonine kinase activity. NCBI's taxonomy places the organism in Eukaryota, Apicomplexa, Aconoidasida, Haemosporida, Plasmodiidae.